AGCAUCAGAGCACGACUGUGAUGCCGGACGCGCCCACACGACAUCUCCGCUAAGCUUCAACAUUACUAUUAUUGUUACAGUUUGUAGGGUCUAUAAUUUAUUAGUGUUUCUAUUUAUACUCCAGUAAACUUAGGAUAUUUAUUUAUUUAUUGUCUACCACGGUACAUUUUCGAAGGAUCAAUUGUUAUCGGUUUUGUAGUGGAACAAUCUUCACGACUUGGAGGGUUUGGUCAGUUUUUUUCCAUUUACAGCGGAGCUGAAGAAACGGAUUUGUCUUUUUAAUUAUUAUUAUUGAGAAUGACCAAAGCCCCUGUAAAAACAAAGAUGACUCUUUUAAACAUCGCUCCGGAUGUAGACAGCUGCAGUUCCAACAGCACUGAGAACACAAGUUAUCCAGACUGUCCCUUCAUAAAAAAGGGAAUGCCGUAUACAGACAUGGACGCAGAAAGCCAGAACUUUCUCACUGAUCAUCAAUUGGGAAAAAAGAAAUUUGAAGCUGAAUAUAGCCCUGGUUCGGCGUCGUUUGGGAUGUCUGUGUUUAACUUGGGUAAUGCCAUCAUGGGAAGUGGAAUCCUUGGACUUGCUUAUGCCAUGGCCAACACCGGCAUCGCCAUGUUUGUGAUCUUGCUGGUGGCCGUGGCUAUUUUCUCUCUCUACUCAGUCCAUUUGCUGCUCAAAACGGCCAACGAAGGAGGUUCUCUGGUGUAUGAACAGCUGGGGUACAAGGCCUUCGGCAUCCCCGGAAAACUGGCAGCGUCCUGCUCUAUCACCAUGCAGAACUUUGGAGCUAUGGCAAGCUACCUCUACAUCGUGAAGUACGAGAUGCCCAUCGUCAUUAAGGCCUUCUUGGACUCUACCGACAACUCGUGGUACACUAAUGGAGAUUAUCUGGUGCUGAUUGUCAGUGUGGCCGUCAUACUGCCGCUGUCGCUGCUUAAAAACCUGGGUUAUCUGGGAUACACGAGUGGUUUCUCAUUGUUGUGUAUGGUGUUCUUCCUGAUUGUGGUGAUCUACAAGAAGUUCCAGAUCCCCUGUCCGUUACCGGAGAACUUCAUUAACAUCACAGUGAACGUCUCUCAGCCGCAGGUCAACACUACUGAUGAAGAGUGCUGCAAACCCAAGUACUUCGUCUUCAACUCACAGACUGUGUAUGCAGUGCCCAUCCUGACCUUUGCGUUUGUGUGCCACCCGGCGAUUCUGCCCAUGUACGCGGAGCUCAAAGAUCGUUCCAGAAGGAAGAUGCAGAGCGUUGCAAAUGUCUCGUUCCUGGGAAUGUUUAUCAUGUAUCUGUUGGCUGCUCUGUUUGGAUACCUGACCUUCAACGAGGCUGUUGAACCUGAGCUCCUGCACACUUACUCCAAGGUCUACAGCUUUGAUAUGGUGCUUCUGAUCGUGCGUUUUGCCGUCCUGACCGCCGUGACGCUGACGGUGCCCGUGGUUCUCUUCCCAAUCCGCAACUCCGUCAACCAUCUGCUCUGCGCCUCUAAAGAGUUCAGCUGGCCGCGUCACAUCUGCAUCACCGUCGUUCUGCUCAUCUGCGUCAACAUCCUCGUCAUCUUCGUUCCCACCAUCAGAGACAUUUUCGGAUUCAUCGGUGCAUCCGCUGCUGCUAUGUUGAUAUUCAUCCUUCCCUCGGCUUUCUACAUCAAACUGGUGAAGAAGGAGUCCAUGAAGUCUAUCCAGAAGAUCGGGGCGACUUUGUUCCUCAUCAUGGGAAUCAUCGUGAUGUUCAGCAGCAUGGGUUUGAUCGUCGCAGACUGGAUCCACAACGCAGGAUCUUCAGAGGAGCACACCAAUGGCCACUAGUGGGCGUGUCCUAACCCUGAUUGACGGGCAGAUGGGCGGAGCCAAGCCACUUACGCUGCAUCUGAAAACUAGAAGAAGCUGCUCUAUUUUCAGCACAGAGCAAAGACAAACAUCCCAUUCUGAAAGAAUGUCCUGAACUUUGUACAGUAUACUGUUAGGCCACACAGAUGGUACUCCACUCGUAUUGUUGUGCUUUUUUUGGUCCAUUUGCUUUUCUUUUGUGUUGUUCUUCCGUUACAGCUGAGUUUUCCGUGGUACGUCGCACAGAAACACGUGCAUUAUUCUCCGUAUUCAGGUUAGGCGUUUUGUACACACAACCAAAUCGAUUUCACGAUCAACAUUGAGCGGAGCUUUGCCUGCAGAUGCGUGUUCGAUCCGUUUGUAUCCUUGCCAAAAAUAUUGGUGUUUGCCUGUAGAAAAGCACUUACUCUUUUUCAGCAAAUGUGAAAAAAACUGUAAAUUCGCACAUUUUUGCUAUGCUUUUAACGCAUUUGUUACGAUGCCAUUUAUACUGUACUACUUGAGUCACCUUGGCCUGUCGUGUAGAUCUACUAAUGAACAAAUAUUGAUUGGUAGUGGUUGAUUUCAGACGGGUGGAACGACUGAAUUAAUUUACUGUAACUUAUUUAAACCGGGAUGACAGCGAUGGGUGUUUUACAGUCAACAUGAGACACAGCUAACAGGGAAUGAAUGCAGAACGUUCUGUCAAUUUUUUCCUUUAAGUUAUUAACAAACUCUAACAAGAUGUUCAUUCUUGUAACGUUAAAAGAAUCUUCCAGUAACGUUAAUAGAAUGUUUGUUUUAAGGUUCUCUGCUCUCUCAAAAUAUUUGUGUAAAAGCAUUAUUUAUACAUUGUUGAUAAACACUUUAGUUGGACAUUUAUCUAGCAUUUUUGAAACACUAAAAUGCAACAUUCAGAAUUUUAAAUGAACGUUCUUCUAGUAACAUUUAUAGAACGUUCGUUCAAAGUUGGAUGUUGUGGUAACAUUUUUUUUAAAUGCUGCUACUUGUUUUAGAAUGUUCAGAGAACAUUCAAAAGUAACUUUCCCGCAAUGUUUACAAAAGUAUCAACUGAAUGUUCCCUUAACAUUAAAAUACAAUAAUAGCUAAUAAUGAUUUAAUAAAGUGUCUUGUUCCACUCUGCGAUACGUCACAUUAAGGAACGAUUUGCUGAUUGUUGUUUCAUGUCGACUUUAAAGCUUCACAGUAUGAUUGUCAUCACUUUUGCUUUGUAAACCGUAAGAUCUAAUGGCUGAUCGUUGUUGCUGAGGUGAAAUUAAACUGUUCUGUUCAACUUGACUUACCAUUCAGCGUUUGCCAUCGGCAGCUUGAAGUUAUUCCCUGAAAGAGAAAGACAGACAGACAGAGAAGUGUGUGUCGUCCACCAAUCAGUCGUUAUGAGUGUUGUGAAUGGAGAGGUCACAUGACCACCGUGUCUCACACACACACACACACACCUCACUGUGCUUCCAACAGCUAAACCUCAUGUGUCAUCCAACCUGUAACUCUCCAGCCGUUAUUUAUGGAAAAACAUCAGUGUAAUUUAAUCUAUUUUACUGUAUUAUGUGUAAAUAUAUAUAUUGUAUAUAUGUGUAGAUACCACAAAAUGAAGUGUAUAUAUGCUGUCAUUUAUUCUUGUUUUUUUUCUCCGUUUUGCUCAACAUGUUUGAAUUAUGAAAAUAGCUUUAGCUGUACCUCUGUGUGUCGGGGCCCUGAUCGGCCCUUCUUCAUCUGGCUGUGAAUUUUAAACUGCGCACAAGAUUCCUAUCAUCUUGUGACUGGCCCCGACACACACACACACAAACCUUUUACAUUACUAUUAAAAUGCUGUACUCAAACUCGAGAGGGGGAUAUGUACAAGAGACCAUUCCUGCGAAUGAUAAGCUCUUGUUUCAAUGAAACACUGUAUGUAUAUUGUGUAAUUAAUGUCUAUUAAAGGUUCAUGAUAACCCA
Molecule: messenger RNA, 3759 nt
Organism: Carassius gibelio (silver crucian carp)
Lineage: Eukaryota; Metazoa; Chordata; Actinopteri; Cypriniformes; Cyprinidae
Product: sodium-coupled neutral amino acid symporter 2
Exons: 16
Coding region: 298-1806 (502 amino acids)
Biological process (GO): amino acid transmembrane transport; L-glutamine transport
Molecular function (GO): L-glutamine transmembrane transporter activity
Source: RefSeq, a predicted model, not a curated record